AAAGGGGAUAUAAUUAUAUAAUCGAGAGGAUACAAAGAGAGAGAAGAGGGAGGGGGGUAAAGAGAUAUUCGAUAGGAAACAAUCUUUCGUGACAUCUCGUGUUCCUAUCCCCCGGAAGGAUCGUCGUAUUUUUGCCUGGCCGAGCGUAAUGUUGCGAAACAACAGCAAAGAGGUCCGACCCCUGCCGCCUGCGGCGGGCGAGGGCUGAUAUCAAGCUGACCAUCGACGAUCUUUCUGGUGGAGAAGGCACCAGCGACUUCGCAGAAGAGAGCGAGCGGGCUGUUCGGGUACGGCUAUUCUAUCCUCGUCCGAUCUUCGACGGCCUUGCGGCUGCGUAAGACGUUAACCCGGCGUUUAGCGGUAUCAGCGACGACGCGAACGUGCGGUCUUUCGCAACGGCGGUUCUCCUCUCGGUGUGUACAGCCAGUAAAUACUUAAUCUGAAACGCGAAGUGACCCCCGGUGACCUCGAUAUACGAGAUACCAAACGCUCGGACGCUUUCUGCGAUGCGCAAUACCGUGCGUCUGUGAACCGCUCGUGGACCAUUCCGGUUAGCAUGGAAACAGCCAAGAUGUACAUCAGCGAGCCGCAGAACGGCCACACGGCCACCAAGUACGCGUCGACCAACUCCAUCCCGGCGACGAUGCUGGAGCAGGAGUCGUCGCUGGCGAGGAUCUUCGGUAUCGGGAGGCAGCGCGAGAACGCGGCGAUCCUGCGCGACAACAAGACCCGCCGGCACAGCGUUCUGGAGGAUCUCAAGGCCCGGCGGGACAGCCUCUUCCAGAGGGCCCGUAGGGCCAGCGUGUUCGAGGAGAAGGAGAACACCGCCAAGGACAGUACCAAGGACAACGCGAAGAACGACAUUAAGGACGACAAUGCGAGGGAGAAACCGAAGGACAAGAGGAGGAGCAGCGAGAGCAACGGGGGGGGCGGUAGGAGGGGCUCGGUGUUCUACGUGUCCGAGGACCUGCUGGAGGAGAAUCAGGAGGUGCUCGAGAACGAGGACCGUGACCGCGUGACCCAGGAGGCAAAGAAGGGACGCCGAAAGUCCUGGCAUCCGCUCGUUAAACCGCCCAAGCUAGAUCGCAAGAGGCGGAAGGGCGUGUCCGGCGUCCCCUCGCAGACCGGCAGUACGGAAGGGCUCUUCUCGCAGAGCUACCCGCGACAGAAGAGGCCGUCCUGGUGGAACAUUUUCGUCCCGGACUCGGUCACCAGGUCCAGGCGAAUGUCCCAGGAUGUCAUGUCCUCGAAAUCAACGGAGAACCUCUCAACGUCUUACUUCAGGAGCAAGAGCCGUAGCGUGGAUCAUGGAUUUACGGCGCCCUUCGAUUUGGAUGCUCUACGAAAUAAGGUCGAAGGACGUUUCGAAUCUGUGGAUAAGCUCUCGAGAGGUGAGUCCCCACGUUAUUACAUUAUUAAUUGAUUGAAGCGGUUGAUU
Monomorium pharaonis (pharaoh ant) is the source of this 1438-nucleotide messenger RNA. RefSeq lists its product as uncharacterized. Bases 557 to 1423 code for a protein of 288 amino acids. The transcript has 4 exons. NCBI's taxonomy places the organism in Eukaryota, Metazoa, Arthropoda, Insecta, Hymenoptera, Formicidae. The record is from RefSeq and is a predicted model, not a curated record.